Messenger RNA from Hyalella azteca, 609 nucleotides. RefSeq lists its product as uncharacterized. The transcript is spliced from 5 exons. Lineage: Eukaryota; Metazoa; Arthropoda; Malacostraca; Amphipoda; Hyalellidae. The coding region runs from base 1 to 609 and encodes 202 amino acids. The record is from RefSeq and is a predicted model, not a curated record.
AUGGUUAUCCAUGCAUUUCAGCUUCAAGAAGCUCGUUCGGAGUUCACAACAUUCCUGUACAUGAUGCUGGGGAGCAGCAUAGGUGACCGCAUGGCGCGCUACAACGCCGUGCUGGAAGCAGCUCUGCUUCAUGCUGAUGUCACCACCCUCAACGAGCUGCAUCACUACUACGUCAUGAUCAGGAAAAAAGAGGCCGUAGCUCUGGAGAUAUUAAAGGCAUCACUUGGAAUUUGCCAUUUAAAGAGACUAAUCGCCAGCAUCUUCAGCAUUACCAACAUACUGAUGUUCGCUCGAAUGAACAACAUCUAUAUCUCCAACAUCGCCAUAUUCUUACCACCGAUGUGCAGCAACCUGGCAAUCGCAAAUUUCUAUUAUCUGCGAGGACAAAAAAUUACAGACCUGGUGUUGGCGACUCAGGAGGUUCUGCAGACUGCCCCUUGCCUCAAGGAAGAAUCAGCUGCUGAGAUCAACAAAUUCAUCAUGACGACCUCGAAAAGUUUUGACAUGACCGCCGGCAGGAUAAUUAUUUUCAACGUGCCCGGUGGCUUCUUGGACGCACAGUUUCAGUUCACAGUCGUGACUGUCCUGUUGGAGCUCUACGAAACUUAA